Fundulus heteroclitus (mummichog) is the source of this 379-nucleotide messenger RNA. RefSeq names its product purine-rich element binding protein Ab. The transcript has a single exon. Gene Ontology annotation, molecular function: purine-rich negative regulatory element binding; DNA-binding transcription factor activity, RNA polymerase II-specific; RNA polymerase II transcription regulatory region sequence-specific DNA binding. Gene Ontology annotation, cellular component: nucleus. Lineage: Eukaryota; Metazoa; Chordata; Actinopteri; Cyprinodontiformes; Fundulidae. Gene Ontology annotation, biological process: regulation of transcription by RNA polymerase II. The annotation marks the transcript as partial. The record is from RefSeq and is a predicted model, not a curated record.
CUCGCGAUAGAGCAGCGGAGCGGUUUGACGGGCAGCCGAGGUUGCAGCAGGCAGAGGGAGACGGUGGAAGGUAACGCAGGGAGGCAGCAUCAUGGCGGACAGAGACAGUGGCAGUGACCACGGAGGGCCCAUCGCAGGCCCCGGCUCGCUGCCCCCAGGCGCGAUGGGCGCCAUGUCCCGGCUGCAGCACGACACCGAGGAGCUCGCCUCCAAGCGUGUCGACAUCCAGAACAAACGCUUCUACCUUGAUGUGAAGCAGAAUGUUAAAGGCCGCUUCUUAAAGAUAGCCGAGGUCGGCGCUGGGGGAAACAAGAGCCGCCUGACGCUCUCCAUGUCCGUGGCCGUGGAGUUCCGCGACUAUCUCGGGGACUUUAUCGAA